ACACCACCACUUUUAUACUUCUUUCUCCCUCCAUUACUUCCCUCUAGUCUCGUUCUAAGUAUACUUUGUGGUUGCGGCUAAGUCCGAUCUUCCACAUCAGAAAGAAUUAUUAGGGUUUUUAUUUUGCUUUAAAUCUUAUGCUCUAAAGUGUCGUAGAUACUCUCUCCAGCUUUUCGGCAAAAAAUGGACGAAGAGGCUUUGAGAGUACGAAUUUUUUCCCCCACCUUUGUUGAUGUUUUUUUAAAUGGGUUUGAAAUAUUCUAAUUUCAUUUCAUAUUUGUUUAUAGAUGGGUGCUGAGAUAUACGACCCUCGUUUGUAUAUUGAUCCUAGCCCAAGGGAUCGCAAAUGUUAAAACGAGCAAGAACAACAUCGCUCCCGUGCAAUUUGGGACAAUAAUUCGGUAGACACUCUAUCUAUACCGUAUAAAUUUUUAAAUUAUUUCAAUAGGUUAAAAGUUUUUUUUUUCUUUUCUAACAACAUUGUAUUUUUUGUCUUGUUUUUUGUUUUGUAGGAAUCACUUAUUCCCAUAAGUCAUCGAGGGACAUGUCGAUUGCCUAAUUGGCAUCCUCGUCUCGAGCCCUAUCUAGAGAGGACGAGAUUGCACAUGCUGAGGCAUUUCAUGCGGCUUGAUAUCGACAACGAUAUGCUUACGACAAUGGCAGAGCGAUGGCGCCCCGAAGUGCAUACCUUCCACUUUCCCGAGGGGGGAAUGACGAUCACCCUCAGAGAUGUUGCCCUACUCACCGGGCUGCCGGUCACUAGAGAGGCCAUCAUCGACAACUCAAGUAAACCCGAAGGUGGUUGGGGGCCGUUGAUUCUCGGGCGUUUGAGGUUCAACAUGCCGACCACAACGCCCGUUCAAGGGGUUGGGCAUCCACCGCUCAAUGCGGGGCAAGUUUCAAUCUCGUGGGUUGUUGAACACAUCCAACAGGAGGUGAAUUUAGGGCCAGACACCCCCGAAGAUCAGGUGGAGCGAUAUGCACGCGUCUACCUCAUUGGAUUGGUUGGUGGAUUUCUGUUCCCCGACAAGGCAAACCGGUGGAUUCAAGGCAUGUGGUUGACGUUUCUUCUCGGUGAUUGGGACGAGAUCAGGGGAAAGAGUUGGGGGUCGGUCGUAUUAGCUGGGAUCUACCGAGAGCUGUGCACUUGCUCGAGGUUGGGAGCGAAACAAGUUGGAGGUGCGAUGUUCAUACUCCAACUCUGGGCAUGGGAGCAUCUUCCAAUGUUCGCUCCCCGAGGCCCGCGGAAAUUUUGGGGUCCAGAUGAGGAGCUACGCUUUCUAGCAAAUCCCCCCUAUGGUGUCAAGUAAGAUUAAUUUACAUGCUAAUUUUAUUCCAAGUAUGCAAUUUUAGUAUUUUAGUGAAUUUAGAGAAUUUAGUUAUUUUAGUGAAUUUAGAUACAAUCCAAGUAUGCAAUUUUAGUAUUUUAGUGAAUUUAGUGAAUUUAUCUAAUUUAGUGAAUUCUCGCAUGCAUGGCUGGCACGUUGUGAUUGAUCCAUCUCAUUGUGAAUCCUUUCGUUUCUAGGACGACCCUUGGUGCGCUUUAAGUGCAACGGUGGGAUUAUCAACUUCCCAUUGUCUACAUGCCAAUAAGCUUCAUCUGGAGGG
Linum trigynum is the source of this 1608-nucleotide messenger RNA. The record is from the annotation of a GenBank genome assembly. Lineage: Eukaryota; Viridiplantae; Streptophyta; Magnoliopsida; Malpighiales; Linaceae.